This is a messenger RNA of Nicotiana attenuata, 1383 nucleotides long. RefSeq lists its product as uncharacterized. Gene Ontology annotation, molecular function: protein dimerization activity. Lineage: Eukaryota; Viridiplantae; Streptophyta; Magnoliopsida; Solanales; Solanaceae. Bases 1 to 1383 code for a protein of 460 amino acids. The record is from RefSeq and is a predicted model, not a curated record. The transcript has 5 exons.
AUGGUCAUUAAUGUUUUGGUGAAUUCUCCGAGAGGUAGUGUGUUUCUUGAAUCUUAUGAUGCUAGUGACUCCUCAACCGAUUCCAAUAAAAUGUUCAACUUGUUUGAGGAGACAGUAUUGAAAGUUGGACCGGAAAAUGUGGUUCAAGUUGUUACUGAUAACGCAAUUUUUGCUAAGGCGGUCAAGAUAUAUUCUUACAUUAGUCAAAGGCCGUUGUUGUUGAACAUGAUGAGGAGAUACACAAAAGAAAGAAAUUUGGUGAAACCGGCUAAGACAAGAUUCACAACAGCUCUCUUGACCUUGCAUAGCUUUUACCUGCAAAAGCAAAAUUUGCGAACCAUGUUCUUGUCAACCGAAUGGAGUGAGAGUAACUAUGCAAAGAAAGCUCUUGGGAAAGAAGUUGCGAGAUUUGCUAUUAGUCCUGCUUUUUGGAAUGACACUGUUCAAGCACUUAAAGUUGAAAAAACCACCAAUGGGAUCAUUUAUGAAGCCAUGGAUAGGGCUAAAGAAGCUAUUGAGAAAGCAUUUGAUCAUGAUAGGAGGAAAUAUGAGAGAGUGUUUCAAAUCAUUGAUAAAAGAUGGGAUGAUCAGCUUCAUCAACCUUUACAUGCAGCAGGGCAUAUUUUGAAACCCGGAUUGUUUUACACAAACAAUGAGAACAAGACUUUAGAUUUAAAUAUUUGGAAGGGGUAUCAUGCAUGUGUUGCGAAGUUGGUGCCAGAUGAAGCGAUGCAAGACAAAAUAGGGGAAGAGUUUCAUGUGUAUAGGCAAGCCGAUGGAAUUCUUGGAUUACCUUCGGCUAUUAGAGGCAGAACCAAAUUGCCACCAGUUCCAAACUUGCAACAGUUUGCUAUCAGAGUUCAAAGCUUAACUUGUAGCUCAUCCGGAUGCGAGAGAAAUUGGAGUGUUUAUGAACAGAUUCAUAGUAAGAAGAGGAACAUGCUUGAGCUAAAGAAACUCAAUGAUCUCAUGUUCGUAAAAUAUAAUAGAACAUUGGCUUGUCGUUACAAAGCUCGCAAUAUCAUUGAUCCAAUUUUAUUGGAUAGCAUUGAUGAAGCAAAUGAAUGGUUAACCGGAGGCCCCGAAAAUCAUGAAGAAGAAGAAGUGUGUGAAGGAGAAGGUCUCACUUUUGGUCAUGUUGCUAUGGCAAGUGGAGUUGAAGAGAAUGUUUAUGGUUUUAGGGGAAGUACUUUAAGGAGCAAAGAAAGAGUAUCUACAAGUACAAGUACAUGUACAAGUAGAACCCUAAUUAAUGAAGCCUCCGAUGAAGAAGAAGAAGAUGAUGACCAAUAUAAUAACUCGAACGUGAUGACACUUCAAGAGUUUGGAGAUCUGAAGAAUAGGAUGUUGCUCCUUUUGUGGUUUUGUUUUGCAUUUGCUUAA